AUGGAUAUAUCCGCCCAAACAUUCUUCUACCACCUGCCCAGAGUAUUGGAUGACCUGGCAUCCUGUUGUUUCGUAUCUAUAGACUUUGAAUUCUCUGGCAUCGCCAAAGGCCUCGGACCUUCUCCCAAGAGCAGAAGCACCUUGCAAGAGCGCUAUGAAGAAGUCAAGAAUUCCGCUGAUCAAUACCAAAUACUACAAGUUGGCCUGACUAUCUGCCAUGAGGACCCGGAGACAGAAACGUACACCUUGAAGCCGUAUAAUCUAUACUUGAGCCCAAUCAUCGAUCGGAAGCUGGAUUUAGACCGAAACUGUUCCUUCCAAAGCAGUGCCGUCGAGUUCCUCCUGGAGAACAAGUUUAGCAUGGAAGACCUGUACAAGAAUGGCGUCACCUACUUGUCGAGAGAUGAGGAAAGUCGAAUAAUGGCCAGAGUCAUGCAGAGAAAUGAACGCACGACAGCACGCAGCUCCCUGGAUGUCGCGGACCAUGAGCAUGAGUCUAUAGCCUUUCUAAAGGAUGCUCGCCGUCUUGUAGAUGAUUGGCUGGCGCUUGGUAAAGCCCGGGAGAAUCACCUUAAUAUCCCGCCACCUAGACCUAUUAAUGGACCUGCUCCACCCAAUCACCCCAAAUCUAUGCCGACAGACCUCAAUAGGUUUCAAAAGAGGCUUGUUCAUCAGCUCAUCGAAGUGGAGUAUCCGAAUUUGGUGACUGUCAGUAGGCCAGGAUUUAUACAGAUAAUUGACUACGACGAACAGCGCGAGAAGGCCGUUCGCGAUCAGAGGGUGAAAUGGGUACAAGAAAGGAUCUGGAAACAGACUGGAUUCAGAUGGAUCGCGGAGGCGCUAGCUGGGGGCGAUCUGACCAACCUCGAGCCUUUCUGCUUCAUCAAUUUGAUGUCGUCUUCGAAGGAGAACCCCCAAAGUUCCCUUCAGGACUUCUCGCGGAGGGUGAAGCAGCGUUUGCAGAAGAAUAGACCUAUUCUGGUGGGCCACAAUCUCUUCACGGACCUGAUUUACUUUUGCCGGUGCUUCUUUGGGCCUCUCCCGGACCGUGUGGAGGAUUUCCAAGCCAUGGCUCACAAAAUGUUCCCGGUGUUGAUGGAUACGAAGUAUAUGGCUACCCACAAUUGUGGCUCCAUUAAUCCCAGGUCUUCCCUACAGGAAAUCAAUGACAGCCUCGCUGCACAGCCAACACCAGCAAUAAGUAUACACCCUCAGUUUACCAAGUACAAUACGCGGGCCAUUGAUCACGAAGCCGGCUUUGAUAGUUUGCUCACUGCUCAGGUCUUCAUAAAACUUUCUGCUCAGCUCCGAGACAGGGGAACUUCUGGAAUUCCGCCAACAGUUCCAGAGACGCGUCAACCCAGUGAAAAGGCCAAGGAGCCCACGAAGCAGGUCAUCGGCGACUUCGAGGCUACUGUCGUCCUACCUAGAGGUCCCAAGUCGAACAACGUCCGUAUUAUGUUCGGCUCUAUUGAAGUUGAAAAAGUUGUCCAAGACAAUGGCGGCAAGGACGCUGGCGAGGUAACCAGAAUAUCCUUGACACCCCACGACUCUCCUGAGACACGGAAGAAAGCCGACGAGGGCCGAUUGAUUCCACGCUUAGGCGCGCAAUUCUGGGAGAUUUAUGGAAACAAAUUGCGCGUCUUCGGUACGAAUGAGAGGGUAUGCCACAUUGGCUAG
This is a messenger RNA of Aspergillus luchuensis, 1680 nucleotides long. RefSeq names its product CAF1 family ribonuclease. Gene Ontology annotation, molecular function: RNA binding; poly(A)-specific ribonuclease activity. Bases 1 to 1680 code for a protein of 559 amino acids. Gene Ontology annotation, cellular component: cytoplasm. The record is from RefSeq and is a predicted model, not a curated record. The transcript has 5 exons. Lineage: Eukaryota; Fungi; Ascomycota; Eurotiomycetes; Eurotiales; Aspergillaceae. Gene Ontology annotation, biological process: nuclear-transcribed mRNA poly(A) tail shortening.